This is a messenger RNA of Elgaria multicarinata webbii, 750 nucleotides long. RefSeq lists its product as uncharacterized. The record is from RefSeq and is a predicted model, not a curated record. The coding region runs from base 115 to 723 and encodes 202 amino acids. The transcript is spliced from 3 exons. Lineage: Eukaryota; Metazoa; Chordata; Lepidosauria; Squamata; Anguidae.
UCCACAGGACAGACCAGUGGUACUAGCUCUGGGGAAUGCUUACCUGCAACCCCUGGAGAGAUCAACAUUGCUACAUUUCAAAAGACCAUAGAACCCACCACUGUAGGGUCACCCAUGGCUCCAAAUGAGACUGUAGCCUUCAGUCCUCGAGAGACUUUUGCUGCUGCCAUAUUUAGAGAAACCACUGAUACUACUGAGGAUGCUCAUCAACACAUCUUGACUACUCUAGAAGAGUCACUUAUUGACACCCCAAGAGUAGAAGUCAUUGUCACCCAAGCUGGAAAUGCCACUGAAACCACCAUUCGAGAGACCCCUACUGCCGCAUAUGAACCCCCCACAAUUAUUCACAGAAAGACAUCAGCCACAGUCCCUAGAAAGACCCCCACCACUCCCACUUCUGGAGCACACCCAGCUUUCCCUCCUGAUGAGAUUCCUGCCACUCCCUCUGUCGAAGCAACCACCACUCAUAAAGAGAUCCUUCCUGCUCCACCUAAAGAAAAUGCCCCCAUUGCCCCAACUCCUAAAAAGACUCCAAUGGACACCCCCAGAGGGAUUACCUCAGCUUCCCAAGGAAAAGCCAGCACCAUCAAGCCAGUGAUUCCUCUGUCAUACUGGUCCAUCAUGCUCAUCGGCAUCACAGUCACCCUUGUCCUGGCCGUAGGACUUUGCAUGGUAAUCUAUUGUGUAAUGUUCUUCAUUGUGGUCAUCUACUCAACUUCGUAACUGAACACACCCACUUGUCCAAACCCA